GGCUGUCCUGUUGCAGCGCUUCUCUUCGCUUCCAAGACCAGACCAGAAGAAAGCCGGGACGUGCGGAGCUGGGGGGUUUAUCUGUUGGAGGCCCGUUAAACCACAGAUAAUCACAGCUUCCUUGUCGUUUCGAGAGACGCCAGCGGCCUAAUUUGACCCACUGCACCCUUUCCUCUUAGAACUAAUUAGACAAAAUGUCCUGGCAAAACUACGUGGACAACCUGAUGGCUGAUGGCAGCUGCCAGGACGCGGCCAUUGUUGGGUACACGGACGCCAAAUACGUCUGGGCAUCGAAUGCCGGUGGCAUCUUUGCCAACAUCACGCCUGAAGAAAUUGACGUGAUAACAGGAAAGGACCGGGAGGGCUUCUUCACCAAUGGGCUGACCCUAGGCAGUAAAAAGUGCUCCGUAAUCAGAGACAGCCUCCAAGUUGAUGCCGACUGGACAAUGGACAUCCGGACAAAGAGUCAAGGAGGAGAGCCAACAUACAACAUUUCUGUAGGGAAAGCCGGCAAAGCAUUGGUUUUUGUCAUGGGAAAGGAAGGUAUCCAUGGAGGGUCGCUCAACAAGAAAACAUAUGACAUGGCCGAAUACCUGAGGAGGUCUGGAUACUAAAAGCAAGCCUGUUCCCGGCCACCUAGCAGCUCACCCUUACCACCCUGUUGCAUUUCACACGACUUCUAGUUAGUCCUUUCUUUCUGCCUUCUUGAUUUUAUUUUAUUUUUUUUUACUUUGAAAUCGCCAACCAUUUUCCCCUUCCAAACCCACCCUCAUCCCAUCCCGCUUAACACGAUUGCGCUGUGUAUCCCUGGCCCCAUUUUUAAAGCACUAAAAGUGUGAGAAGGUGUGCAUGUUGCUAAACAGGAUGUCAACAUUUAUACUUGAAUCAGACCAGCAGAUUUUGGCCAUACACUGCAAUGAAGGCUAUUCUCUCAAUGAAAGAAUAUAUAUUAGUCAUCCUGCCCUUUACUUUCCCCCUCCCCUUGUUGCCUUUAGAGCACUUAAUGUGGAAACUCAUCAUGUCUUCCUAUUUAAUUUUCUGCAAGGUGAGACCACGCUCAUAUCUCUGGUCAUUUUAACACUAAUCUUUUUUUUUUUUUUUUUUU
Molecule: messenger RNA, 1105 nt
Organism: Periophthalmus magnuspinnatus
Lineage: Eukaryota; Metazoa; Chordata; Actinopteri; Gobiiformes; Gobiidae
Product: profilin-2-like
Exons: 3
Coding region: 195-614 (139 amino acids)
Biological process (GO): regulation of actin filament polymerization; positive regulation of actin filament bundle assembly; actin cytoskeleton organization
Cellular component (GO): cytoplasm
Molecular function (GO): actin binding
Source: RefSeq, a predicted model, not a curated record